UUCGAAACAAGCGUUUUGUAAAUGUUUCAGUUUCACAAAGCAUUGCGUCCUGUAUUAAUUUCUCAAAAAUACUCGGAUUAUAGCAUAAGGAUCCAGAGGAAGCGACUGUGUGUUCCAUUGCUGUAAGGUAAACUAACGUUUCAGUGGUUGCUGUCAUGUAGAUCAAUACAAUAACUGUUUUGACAGCAGACAACGCUUCCUACAUAUUAUAUUUUCGGGGGAAAAACCCUUUAACAAAGUUAAAAUCUAUACCACUGAAUUUUUAAAACAGUCACCAGAAUGAUUUCCCAGGUGACUCCCACUCUGUAUCUGAGUGGAGUGGAGGCCCUAAGUCAGUCUGCACUGGCCAACCGAGGUGUCACUUUGCUUGUGAACGCCUGUGCUGAGUAUCCCUGCCCGGAGUACCAGGGUGUGGACUGCAUCUGUGUACCCGUAGAGGACCGACCCCACGCCCCUCUAGGCCAACACUUUGACAGUGUGGCUGAGCGGAUCCACCAGAACCGCAGUGGAAGCUCGCUGGUGUACUGCUCGGCAGGAAGAAGCAGAUCUCCUUCACUGAUCAUGGCGUAUCUCAUGAGGUAUGAGGGCAUCUCACUUCUUCAGGCUCAUCAGUGGGUUCUGGCAGCUCGGCCCUUCAUCCGACCAAACGCAGGGUUCUGGAGGCAGCUGCUGGAGUAUGAGAGGAAAUUGACCCAUAGAAACAGCAUCAAGAUGGUGGCCACCUCACAGGGUGUCUUACCAGAAGCCAUACAGCCAAUACAGGACUCUUCAUACUGCCUUAAUGUAUAACACAGGACUUUUUGAAGAGGUUUCUAAGAAAAUUAAUGUAUUGUUUUAAAAACUUUAUAAUAUGUACAUUAGGGGUCUCCAACAUUUUUGUGAGCAAGGGCUACCACAAUGGAUAAAACAAUCUGGAGGGCUAUUUGUUUAUAUAGUCUACUCAAAACCUUUUUGUUUUUUGUCACGUUGGAGACCCCUGAUGUACAUAAUAAUCUAAAAUAUUUAGAAUAACACUCACAAAAAGUAUUAAAUAGUACUAGUUAUAGUUUUGGAUAGGGCAUUGGACAUUUUUAUGCUAAUACUAUUGUGAUUUUUUAAAUUAGGUUUAAGGUGAAUUAAUACAUUUUAACACAAGGUCCCUGCUGAAUGUAAUGACAGAAAUGUUAAUGGUUAUAAUGUUAAUAGUCUAUAUUGGUCUCUCUGCUGGUAAUAAUAUGUUGGGUUUUAUUGGUGUGAUGUUAUCUGGCGGAUGGGAACCAUAUGACCACCAUUAAAUCGUUCUGGAAUAAGAACCGAAACACUACAUAAAGUAAUUGUAUAAUGGUUUCAGUGGUAAAACUGAUAGUUCAUAAUGGCAUUUGUACUUUAAUAUUUGUGUUAGUUUUGGGUAAAUGUUAAUUAAAAAAAUCAAUGAUACAUGUAGAUACAGUUAGGAAAAUCCUCUUAUGCAGCUGACACACAAAACUGGUGUGUUUUUACUGCAUUAUUAUGAUGUACCAAAGACAGAUCAUGAAUCUAGUCUUCAGAUUUUUGCAGGGUUGGGCCGGCAAAGCAGUUUAGAAAUGUAUGAAAUAUCGACUAAUUUGAUGCAAUACAAUCCAAGUCCUAUAGAUGUCGCUAGUCUGCAGAUUGUACUUUCAUGAAUAAGUGAAAAAAUUUGUGAGCCAAUGCAGCAACAAAAUAGACGAUAAGCUAAUUGACAGCAAAAUACUUCACCUACAUCAAGCAGAGGGGGUUAUGUAUAAUUUGCUAGGGGAAAACUUCCGAUCUCUCUAAUGAAGCCAAUAUGGAGGCGACUUAAACUGCAAUUAAUCGACAGGCCGCUAGAGGCUGGCUCCAAAAGGGAAUCAAUUUCCAUAGACCUCCAUGUUAAAAACUGCAUCAAGCUAGGCUGCUGUGGUUUCAGUAACCAGCUUCACCCACGUCCCGCCUCAUUACCCAUUUUUGGUUAUCUGCGAUUGAUGCACGGUGAUGCGCUGCCAACUACUGGCUUCGAAAAAGAUCUUCACAAACCUAUGGGUGACACAACGUCCAUAUUUUUUACAGUCUAAUAAGUUUAUUAUAUUAAUAAUGAGUAGCAGUUAACAAGUUGAUAUAGUCGUGUGAACUAGCCUUACAGGAAACAAAACAUGUUUUUGUGUGUUAAUUUGCAAGCUAAAUUAUAAAUGAUCACAGAAUAUAUGUUGGCAGGUUUAGUAAAAAGUGUCCAAGAUUAAGU
Messenger RNA from Paramisgurnus dabryanus, 2218 nucleotides. RefSeq names its product dual specificity protein phosphatase 14. Gene Ontology annotation, biological process: protein dephosphorylation. Gene Ontology annotation, cellular component: cytoplasm. NCBI's taxonomy places the organism in Eukaryota, Metazoa, Chordata, Actinopteri, Cypriniformes, Cobitidae. The record is from RefSeq and is a predicted model, not a curated record.